AUGCCCGAGUCUAAGAAAACAGGAAGAAAAUCUAAAGCUGGAGCCCCUGCCCCUGCAAAGACUCCAGUCUACGAGCCUAAUAUUCCUGAGCCAACAACUAGAGCUGAGCUUCUGAAAUACUGGCUCCCCCUCUCACUGGAUGACAGGACCGCUCAGAAGCUGCUGUGGAUUUCAGAGGGGGGCAGUAAGGUGUCUCGUAUGUCCGAUGAGUCUGUGUGCCCUUACCUGGACAGACCUGAGAGAUAUGAUCACUCGCCACAGGUCCUCUGUAAGGAGGUUGUGUGGGGCAUGCGGGGCUACUGGGAGGUGGAGUUUUCGGGAUGGGUGGUCAUCGGGGCUACAUAUGAAGGAAUGGGAAGGAAGGCUCAGAACGGGCCCUGCGGCCUCGGGGAGAACGACGGGUCCUGGGGCGUGGGCUGGGCCGGAUCCUGCUACCACGCCUGGCACAACAGCGAGAACAUAGAGAUCCAGGCACCCUUGAGCCCCGUCAUGGGCGUGUAUCUGGAUCAGCCGGCGGGGAUCAUGAACUUCUACAUAGUGGAGGGCGGUCAGGAGGGGGAGGAAGGCGAGGGCAAAAAGGAGGUCAAGCUGCUGCAUAAGUUCAAAGCCCCUUUCAAGGAGCGCCUUCUGCCCGGGUUCUGGGUAGGGAGGAAGUCAUACUGCUGGAUUCAGAAGAAACCGGAGUGA
Megalops cyprinoides (Indo-Pacific tarpon) is the source of this 687-nucleotide messenger RNA. RefSeq lists its product as uncharacterized. The record is from RefSeq and is a predicted model, not a curated record. Bases 1 to 687 code for a protein of 228 amino acids. Gene Ontology annotation, molecular function: protein binding. NCBI's taxonomy places the organism in Eukaryota, Metazoa, Chordata, Actinopteri, Elopiformes, Megalopidae. The transcript is spliced from 5 exons.